Messenger RNA from Schizosaccharomyces osmophilus, 978 nucleotides. RefSeq names its product mitochondrial carrier, ocaloacetate family anion (gene oac1). Lineage: Eukaryota; Fungi; Ascomycota; Schizosaccharomycetes; Schizosaccharomycetales; Schizosaccharomycetaceae. Bases 1 to 978 code for a protein of 325 amino acids. The transcript has a single exon. The record is from RefSeq and is a predicted model, not a curated record.
AUGGAUCAAAAGUUACAAUCUGCAGUAAGCGAGUCAGCAAAUGUUGCAGCAAAACCUCCAGUACAACCAAAGAAAUUGGGGCCGGUAUUGGGAUUUGUUUCCGGAGGAAUUGCUGCAUGCGGUGCUGUUACUUUAACCAAUCCUUUCGAAAUUAUCAAAACUCGCUUUCAACUUCAGGGACAGCUGACAAAGGUAGAUACAUCUAAAAAAAUCUACAAAAGUGUCCCGCAAGCUUUCAGAUUAAUUGCCAAGCAUGAAGGAAUCCGAGGACUCCAACGAGGUCUUGGAACUGCGUACAUUUAUCAGCUUUUCUUAAAUGGCUGUCGUCUUGGUUUUUAUGACCCCAUUCGCUCGUACUUGAAUCGUAGCUUCCUGAAGGACCCAAAGGGUAAUAGCGUGACCAUCAAUGUUCUUAGCGGUGCUGGAUCCGGUUUCUUCGGUGCUUUGUUUGGCUCUCCUUUCUUUUUGAUUAAAACCCGUAUGCAGUCAUACUCUCCUGUUUUCCCUAUCGGUGAACAAUAUGGCUACAAACAUAUCUUGGAUGGUUUCAAGCGAAUUGUUCACGAAAAUGGGGUUCGGGGAAUUUUUGCUGGUGCCGACGCUGCUAUCAUUCGUACCGUGUCAGGUUCAGCCGUCCAACUUCCUAUUUACAACUGGGCCAAGCGCACUAUCGAACACAACAAUCUUAUGAAGGAGGGAACACUUAAACAUUUAACCGCUAGCUCCAUUUCGGGCUUUGGUGUAUGUUGCUGCAUGCAAGUCUUUGAUACAGUUAUGACUCGUAUGUAUAACCAAAAGAACAAGGAGCUUUACAAGAAUCCUCUCGACUGUAUCCUCAAGACAGUUCGCGCCGAAGGAUUCUUCGCCUUGUAUAAGGGUUUUGGCGCUCAUUUGGCUAGAAUUGCUCCUCAUACCAUAUUCACGCUCACAUUUGCUGAGCAAACGAACAAGCUGUUUUCUAGGUUUUCCAAAGAUUAG